This is a messenger RNA of Chilo suppressalis (striped riceborer), 14551 nucleotides long. The record is from the annotation of a GenBank genome assembly. Lineage: Eukaryota; Metazoa; Arthropoda; Insecta; Lepidoptera; Crambidae.
UCAUUUUUGUCCAAUCAAUACAAUAACUAAUACCAAAGUAUAAUAGGAACACUUAGAUGAAAUAUCACAAAUUUUAAAUAAUUUUAUAAAAAAAUAUAAGAAAAUAAAUGUAUGUUGUUCUAUUUAGUUGCUGUGUCACUUUUAAUGGCAUUUGAGAAACUUCGCUUGAGAUUGGUUUUGCGUAGGUUGGUAGUAGGUAUUCAUUGUCUGAACGGUGGCAGCGCUGAUAUAAUUCCCCCUUCCGUGGUUGUGCGUUCACGUCCCACCGGGCGGGUCGCGUCGCCGCGCCGCCAUUUUGUCGUUCAUUUCGAAGACUGACUUGGCGUGAAUGUGACGUGAUAUGCAAGAUGAAAAUAUAUUCCAUACCUAGUAUGAAGAAAGUGCACACGUGUUACUUAAAAAACAAUUAACGACUAAUUACAAUUAUAGAUGUUAUAGUUUAUUGAAUUUUGGCUGUGAAUUAGCUAUUUUACAAACUUAGAUACGUUCGUGAGUUGUUUUUGUAAAGGUACCUACCUAGGUAGUAGGCACCCAAUUUUGAUUUAUCACCUUGCUUUGGCAAAUCAAUUAAUUUAUGUUUUGAUAUUAAUUGUUAAUUGAGAAAGCUUCCAACAUGGAUUCAGAAUACGAUCAAAAGUUCGAGGAGAUGAAGAAGUACAUUCCUUUCCUAGAGAACAUGAUCAAAAGACUGGAAAGUACCAGUAUCGCUGCGGCAAACCCACGACAGGCGCAAUUGGACAAAAUUAGAUCUCUGAGAGACCUGCUUUUGGACAAGAAGAAAAGGAUGAAAAUGGAGAACCUGCUCAAAUGUGAACAGGUGUUGGUUAAUUUGUACACGAAAGUAGAACAGAGAGAUACAAAUGCCAACCCGAACUUCGAAGCAACAGCGCAGAAUUCCAAAUCAAAUGAUAGUAAAGAUCUGGAAGUAGUUCGAAAUAAAUUAAAAUCUGUCGCAAGAUCUACCACAGUUGAAGGCCAGGAAACUCUGCCUGAAAUUGCGCGAGCUAGUGCUAUAGAAGAAAAUUGUACUCCGGGGAGUAAAGAACCUGCGCUGUUUCAAAGAAGACCAAACAGAGCUUCGAAAUCUCCUGUUCGGAGUUUACAAAAAAGCCCAAACAAAGCGGCAGCGGGUUCAUUGUCAACUAAAAGAAAUUACACUCGGGUGCUACUUUCACCAGAACCAAGCAGCAGACGUUGGGAUAGUGAUGAUCAAAUCUCAGACAAACCUCUUUUUAGUCGUAGGUCUCCACGAAGGUCACCCAAAAGAUAUUCUCCUGCGUAUAACAAAAAAGAGAGAAAAAAGUCUUCCAAACAAAUUCAGGGGAAGAAGUCAAAAGAUUUGAAUAUUACAUUAAAUGUCCCAGAAGAAAGUUUGGAUUCUUUAAACAGCAAGGACAUACUAUCAAGGAUUAUGAAUUGUAGUGAUAAUGAUGUUGAUAUCGAAACUUUAAGAGAAGCUAAACGACAAAUUCUUAAUGAAUUAAAACACACAGGAGCCAAAUGCGAUGAUAUAUCAGAUUUGUUAUUAAAAUCAUAUAAAAAGAGUAGUUCUUCUAAAAAGAAAGAUGAAGUUGAAGAAGGGGAAUUAUCUGAUAGCGAAAGUGAAGCUAUCCAAAGUAUCUACGGCAACUUUAUGCUUGAUGAGAGUGACACCACUAUUAAAGAUAAAACUUCUAAAUCAAAAGACAAGCCCAGAAAAAUUCAGAUUUGUCUUGUUAUCAAUUCGGAUAAAGACGACGCUUCUUGUGAAGUGAAAAAAGAAGUUCCUCGAGACACCGAUCCCAAUGAUUUUGAGAUGUAUAAUAAAAAAUCAACAUCAGAUAUCAAACAAAAUGUAGAAAUUGUCACAAAAGAGAGUGAAAAGAAGUCUAACUUAGAAGAAAAUUUGAAAGAAAUAGAAAAAGUAGAAAUUAAUGAAAAAGAUUCAAAAGUGCAAACAAGUGUUCCUACUAGCGAAGAAGUCAGUGAGAGUAAAGAUAGUACUGAUGCUAAACCGAAAGAACACGAACCCGAAAAUACCGAUGCUACUGUCUGUAGUGUUGAAACUACUCAAGCAGCUAAUUUUUACAAACCCUUAAAUGAAGACAAGGAUCUUUCUAGCGUUCCAAUUUCGGAACAGCCUUCUGUGGACAAAGAUAUUAAAGAUAAACCUGUUUUGACUUCAAAAACAGAAAAUCUGUCGGAAAUAACGACAUAUUUAAAAGAUACAGAAAGUGAUGGAAAGGAUGUAAUUGAAAUACCAUUGUUACAUGAUCAAAGCAUAGUCACACAAAAGCCAAAGGAAGACGUUGUAUCAGAAAUAGAUAUUUUACAAGCGCUUAAAAAUGAAAUAUUGAGUGAGUCUUUAUCUAUACCGGGAUCAGAGACUACACCUUCAAUGCAUCAGCCUAAGUUAACGAAAGUAGCAAGUAUUCAAGAUGUCGUACCAAAAAAGAGGAUAUCUAUUGAAAAAUACAAGAAAAAAUCAAUUCCUUCAGCAACGACAGUCAAUUCUUUGUUCCUCAAUGACAGUAGCUCGGCUUUAGUGGAUAAUAGUACGUCAUCGAAAGAUGAUAACUUAAAGAAACAAAGUCUUAAAUUGACCGAAAAAGAAUGCGAACGAUUCAAUUUCCCCGCUAAAUUGGCUUUCGAUGAUGACGAUGAUGUCGAUGAUAUUGUUUCUUCAGAAGAUGAAGAUGUGGGGAAAGAAGUAUCUAUAAAUGAUAUAUAUGGAAACCUCGCUCCUAAAUCACCAGAUAAUAACGAAUCUUCAAGCAUUAGAAAUACACCACCCAUAAUUAUACCCGUCGACCCUGUCAAGACGGUAUUAGCUCCAUCAACAAUAGAUGUUGACAUGAGGACAAUGAUGGCAAACGCCAUCACCGCACUACCAUCUGGAGUUGAGACUAAACAGGAGAUCCCGAAAAAUAACAUCGAUAAAACUAAAACGCCUGUGGAUCCUCGAGUCAGAAGAGACUUAAGCCUGAGCGUUGAUAAGGAUCGCGCCGUACAUCCUAGUGCGUUGGAUACUGAUAAAUUACAACGACCUGUACCUAACUACACAAAUACCCCAAAUUCUACUACAAACAUAAAUCCGAGUAUAACGCCAAAUAGAACUCUUUUAAUGACUCCGAGUUUGACUCCUAAUAUGACGCCUAAUAGAAAUCCCAAUAUGACACCCAGUAGGGUUCCAAAUAUGACACCCAACAUGACGCCUAGUCGGAAUCCCAACAUGACGCCUAAUGCAAGAUCUUACGAGAUUGGUAACCGUCACCAAAGUGAAAUGGAAGAUAUAUCUCCUAGUAAGCACGUUUACGCUCCUAUGUUCCCACUUUAUGAUCACCGAGAAAGUAGAGAGCAAUCGGUGGCCAAAGAACCAGAACGUGAACCUCACUGGGACGCUCAAAUCGAUAGAGAAAGUAAAAGUAGAACAAGAGAAUCACGUUGGGGAGAUUCUUCAGAGAAUCGGGAUCGAAAUCUUAAACAUGAUCCUCGAUCUCAUUCUGUUCGUAGAGAUUCGGCUGAGUAUUCGAAAACGGGUUAUUGUGAAUCUUAUAAUAAGUAUGAUAAUUAUAAUUCAAGGUAUAAUGAUAGACGGGACUAUAGUAGAUCAGAUUGUCCUCGGACGCCACUGCCUUCGUUUGGGCGAUCAGAGGCUCCAUCAACGCCCAGUCAUCCAUUCGGUAGAUUAGAUAGUCCGAUGACGCCUGUCCAUCCGUUCGGUAGAUCUGACUGUCCGCCUACUCCUAAUCAUCCAUUUGGCCGCUCAGAUUGUCCACCAACACCUAGCCAUCCCUUCGGACGACAAGAGUACACUUGGAAUGAGUGUCCCAUGACACCUAGUCAUUCAUUUGGACGAAUCGAUAUGCCAUCGACACCGAGUCAUCCGUUUGGCAGAUCUGAAACACAGUCUCGAGAUCCAAGAUUAAAUAGAAUGUCUGAUUAUGAUAAUCUACAGAAAGAUGACUCCGAUCGCAACUAUCGCAGAGAUCAUAAUAGGCACAAUUAUAAUAAUUCGUACAGGUCAGAACCAGACAGACAGAGACCAGAGUCAUAUCGAAAUUACAGAGAACGCAGUGUUGGCAGAAAUGAAAGAAAUAGUUACCCAGAAAAGGAUUCUCGUACUUAUAACAGAGAUCAAUCUUUUAGAAGAGAGUCCAGCAUUGGACGUGCAACACCUCGAGACGAUCGGUUCUUAUCCAAAGAUCGAAGCCUCAAUCUUGCCCGAAAUGAUCAUCAUCGUAAUAAUGAUCAUGAUGCCUUAAAAAAAGAAUUCAAUCGUGAACACUGUAUGGGUCGUUCAGUACCGACCGAUGACAGAAUGCACCGCUCGUCAUCUAGAGCUUCGAGUGUUAGUAGGUCUGAUAAUAAAAUGUCUGUUGAACCAGAUACAGGUAGUUCAUUUACUAUAAAUACUAGUGUCCGGUCUACGUUUCAAGAUUUUCGACAAGAUGAUAAAUUACGAGACUUUAAUUAUUCUUUUGAUGGACGCCAAAAACGUGCAUCCAGUGUUGGAAGAACACUGUGCCGUGAGUCUAGUGUUGGUAGAUCUCAACCGAAUACAGAGAUUUCCAAAUUUAAUAAAACAUUUGAGAAUCCAGAUCGAAGUAACUUUAGGCGUGCACGCAGUGUAGGAAGAGAUAUACUCACGUCUGAAAGGGAAAGAACCUUGAAAGACUUAAAAGCAGAUUUUGAGAAUUUUUCCAAACAACAGAAAAAGAAUGAAUCGGUAAAAACUUUUAACUACAAAGAUCCAAGAAGCCGCAGUAAAUACAUCGAAUCGAGAAAUCAAAGUAAUCAAAUUGUUAAAAAACACCAACACGGAAGUGUGACUGUUGGACCAGGCAAUAAAAAACCAUAUUCGCCAAGAAAAAAUCCAAGAGAUCCAAGAUUACGCCAUAGUUUGACAAAUACUAAAAAUGAAAGUAGGGAUUCUAGUAGUGAUGAACGAGAAAAGAAAAAUGUAGGAAUAGUAUAUUCAAAUGAUAAUAUCACAAAAGGCAAAAUCUUAGAAUUGGGUUACGGUGUUAAAAAUUAUAAAAUUCCUAAAAUUAAAAGGCCAGUUGAAGAAAAGAAAGAAGAUCAAAUAGAAGAAGCAAAGAAAGAAGAAUUAAAAGAACAAACCAAGAAAGAAGUAUUAAAGGAAGAAACUAAGAAAGAAGGGAAGGAAAGUACCGGAAAAGAUAAAAAAAUGGAAAUAACAAAAUCACAGAAAAAUAAAAAUACAGAAAAAUUAAAAAACAAAAGUCAAGACCAAAAUCAAAAGACUUCAAAACCAGAUUUUAGAAAUGAAAUAUACAAAGCAGGAGUUGACUCACCUAAAAAUAACGUUGAAAAUGUCGAGAAACCUGAAAAACGAGUUACGAGAUUAAGUAAAAAGAAUGAAAGUUCUUUGCCAUCAUCAGAGGAUGAGACUGCCACACAAAACAAACCUAAGAAAACAAAAAAGGCUGUCAUAUAUGAUUCAGAUUCAGACGAAAAUGAACCUAUCAUCAAAAAUUCUAAUAAGACAUCUCCAGAAACACCUACACCCAAAAUAAAUCAAUCAAAGGAUACAGUGACGAUGCCUAGUUCUCCUAAGAAAAAAACAAUUAAAAGCAAAGAAAUCGCGAAUAAUGAAGCAUUAAAUGAAAAUUCUAAUACUGAAAUAUCAAAAGAAGGUCCAGAGACAGAAACAAUAAAUGAAAUACCAAAUGAUGUGACAGUAAAGAAAAUACAAAACGAUAACUUAGAACAAAGUUUCGCUAUAGAUGAUUUGGAAAUAUUUUCUGAUAAUUUAGCUUCAGAUCCAGUAAUAGACAACAUUAAUGCUCUCAUAGCUGAUCUUGAUGAUGAUUUAGAACCUUCUAAAAUGGGUGCUACAGAAUUUGGUGACCAUAUCACGCUAGAAAAUAUGUUAGAAAGCAUUGAUAGCGGCGAUGAUAAUAAUUCUAAAAUUUUAACGGAAGAGUUUAAUGAUAUAUCAGAAGUAAUAAAAAAUGAUAUGAAACAGCCUUCUCAAUCACCUAAAAUUGACUCCCUUAAAAAUGCUUCUUCUGUAGAAAUGAAAGAUAAUUUAGAAGAUAAAUUUAGUUCAUUGCAUACAAUUCAAUCUGAAGAAAACAUUACAGUUGCUUCUAAAUCACUCGAUAUCCCUAUGAAGAAUCAAUCUGAUUGUGAACGUAUAACAAACGACAAUAUUGACUCCACAACCGAGAUUAACAAAGAUACAUCGUCAGAAAAUCUGAAUAAUAUGAAUACUUCAGUCUUAGAAGCGAGCUCUGUACCAGACAGUACUAAUGAGGUUAAUACAAAGAAACCUAAUUUGGAAGAUCGUCUGCCUGAUAGCACAAAUGAGACACAAACUGAUAUCAAUGCUUUAGUUACAUCUUCACACGAUUCUCUAGAUGCAAUUAAUAAAGAAAAUACAGAGCCUAGUUCAUGUAGCAAAGAUGCACCUUCGAUAAAUUCUAUCGGCAAUAUAUUAUCUAUUUUACAAAAUAAAUCUAAGUUGAAAGAAAUAUUAAGUAUGUUAGGUGACAAUUCUAUUGAAAAUGAAAAAAUAAAAAAGAAACUUGAGAAGCUCAGUGAGAUUGUAUCAGAUGAAGAUGAUGAAAUAGAAAAUAAUCACUCCGAAAAGUCAAAAAUCAAUGUAAGUGUAGAGUCUAAUAAAUCUCAUGAUAAAAAUGUAAUCGUGAAUGAAAUGCCGAAAGAGAAUAGUGCAUCAAUAGCAGAUGUGAGUUUAGAUACAUCUAAAGAAGUUUUGACGCAAGCUGAUAAAGAUAAGAAGAAUCCUGAAGUGGUAUUAGAAACUGACAGUACGAUUGAGAAUCCAGAUGGAAGUAACAUUGAGAACCUACCCUUAGAAAAAGAGACUGAUGAAUUGAAUACAGAUACUAAAACAGUAAGAGAACUCAAAAAACCACCACCCAAGAAAGGCAAAGUCACAAAAAAAGGUAAAGGAAAAAUUAUCAAAAAGACUAUUAAAGGAGUUAAACGAGUUACAAGAUCGACUAAAACCAAGGCAAAAAAACCAUCCAGAGAAUUAUUACUAUUACAAGAGGACCUCAAAGAGAUGUUCAUAAGUGAUGACGUUUUAAAUGCAACAGGUAUAAGAAUGUGUCGGUUAGCAAAACUAAUAAAUGAUGAUAAUUCUAAAUCAAAAGAGGAUACACACACUAAUGAUUCUGGACCUGUCGUAGUUUUGGAAAAAUGUAAAAAUUUAGAGUCUAAUGAUGAAUCUAAACCAGUGGUAAAAAAUGUAAGAAAAAAACCAGGUCCCAAGCCAAAGCCCAAACUGCAAGAAAUUGAUGAAACGGAAACCAAGGAAAAGGAAGGAAAAUUUAAACCUUUGACCCACAAACCGGGACCAAAAUCAAAAACAAAGAAUAUUUACAAAUCGGACGACGAGGAUCCCUAUGCCUUUGAAACCGAUUCCCUAAGCGAAACAAAUGAUUCCAUUAGGUCUGUUGAUGACAAGUAUCAACAUAGUUCCGAUACAGAAAGUGAAUCCAUUUGUUCAUCUCAAAGUUUCGGGAGCUCCGAUUUGUUAGUCGAAGUAAAGAAAAAAACUAAACGUAGACGAUCCGCUUGGCAGUCUGGCGUUAUAAAACCGAAAAAUAAGAAAAAGAAAUUAGAAAAUAAACAACAAGAGAGUUCUCUGAAUGAAAAUUUACCACUCCCAGAAAAACCACUUGGUAUGCCGGAUAUAAAUUGUUUUACUGAUAAAUCUUACUGUUUUUACAAGAAUAUAUUUAAUUAUUCUUGUCGCCUGUGCAACUAUAAUGGAGAAAAUAUUGUAAAUCACUAUAAACAAAACCAUCCACAUUCAGAAAUUCCACUUUCUCGUCUUAGUCCCGAAAUGGCAAAAGAGGCAAUCGAACAAUGCGGAGAGAUAAAUUUUCAAGCUAUCAGUAAGGUGCCUAGCGAAAAAUAUGUGUGUAGAUUCUGCUUCAGAGAAUUUGGAAAAAAAAGAGCCGCGUUGGAAGCAUUUUUCUGGCAUAUUGUUAGCAUGCACACCGGUGAAUACAAACACUCUUGUUCAUUAUGCGUUAAUGAAGCUAAAUGCCCUUUCAACUUGGACAUACCAUCUCCUCCAAAAGACGUUAAAGGCCAACUUAUAGGUUACAUUUGUGAAAAGUGUAACUUUACCCAAAUCUCUUUAGAAAAUCUGAAAACCCAUGUCAUAGUUCGUCAUAAUGACGAACAAACAGAAGUUUAUACUAUUAAUUUAGCAGUAAUGUCAAGAAAAGUAAUUGCUCAACUGCUAAAGCGUAGCAGCUACCAACAGCCGAAGAAAUUGCGAGUUCUAAGAAGUGGAAGGUCGAAUCAAAGUAUCACUGAAACCAGUGAUGAACAUAGCGAUAUAACAGAUAGUGAUCACUCGUUUGACCCGUCGCCAUCCACAGUGGCCAAAGAUUCUACAUUAAAACCUUCUAUUAACACAAAAGAUGAAGAUCCAAUACUACCACCCUCUUUUUCCUCAGUAGUCAAAGAUCCUAUAUCGCCACCCUCUAAAAAGGAAAAACCUUUAACAACUAAACUGCAGUCAAAGAUAAGAUUUGAAAAUGAUGACAGUUUAAUUGGAGUAUCUAAUUCUAACGAAAUUAUCAAAACUAUUGUUAAAAAGGAGGUCGUAGAAGAGGAAAUAAGAAACAACAAAGAAAUUGAGGCAUUGAAAAAUAAUUUAAUAUCUGAAAUAUGCGGAGCCGAGACUACAUCGGAAGCCACUGGAAGUACCUUUGCAGCAGAUAUCCAAGAUUGUGCCCAUUUCAAGAUAACUUAUACAGAAUCCGGGUCGAAGGAAUACGUUUGCUGUGUUAAUGGCAUAGACAAUCAUUACAAAACAACACUUUUGAUAUCUCUAAAGAAACACGUGCAAUUCAAACAUUCUGAAAAUUGGGACGGUUACUGUUUUCUCUGUAAAGUAAUUGUCACACCUCAAGGAAAGCACAAGUUUAAAGAUUGUUUGGAGCACUUCCUCGACAAGCACAUGGACAAUUUCCCGGUUCUAGAAAAGAUUUCAGUUCGAAGCGAAGAGGAACAAAGCACGGGACCUCCAGUCGAAGUCCAGCAACCCGCUAAUAAGCCUUACAUAAAUGUGCGCCCAAUAUCUGAGCUGAUGUCAACAGAAGUCGAAGUUAUACCGAAUGCAGCACUACCUUCUGCUGUGGAACUGCCAGCUCUGCCAAAAAUCGAGAAUGUCAUGAGUCUUGGCGCCCAAACGGCCGAAAUGCCACGAGCGAGUCCGAGUUAUCCAACCGUGUUAGCAGAGCCUCGAAAGGAUGACAAAGAGUAUAAAUUCGAGGAGGUUCAGGCGGAGGUGAUGUCGAAGAAGCACCGCGUCGUUCUUGACACAAUGAUGAUGAUGCCGAAACUGAUAAACGUGUUCAAAUGCGCCGGCAGCUACUGUUCAUUUACUUCUGAUUCGGCGGAGCAAGCGUUACUGCACGCGUCGACGCACCAGCGCGUGGGAGGGGAGAACUCUUUGAUAUGCUCCUACUGCGACUUCGAUUGUUCGGGGAAUGCGAUAGAUUUGGUGAUGCACGUGUUCAAAGCUCACGGAGCAUGUCCAUACGUGUGCGGGUAUUGCUUCUACCGAGCGGCGGCGAGCCAACUCGUCACGGCACAUAUUAGUCGUAUACACAAAGAUGUGCCGCCAAAGGUUCUUUCCGUGGCCAAUGCAGUCCCGCCACAGACUAAAGACAGUACGAUGUUAAAGCGAGAAGACGUCGUCCUUUACUACAUCUGUUCUUUUAAAGAUUGCAAUUUCCGCACUUAUACUGCAGGAAGAUUUUGCGAGCAUUUGGUACAACAACACCCUAAAGAGAGCAGCUUUACCUGUUCCGUCUGCAAGCUAUCCCAGAACACUCCGCAACUCCUCAUCCGACACAUGAAGAGCCACGAGCUGAACAUAUACCAAUGCACCUGGUGCGUCCACGGCGCGGACUCGGAGACUGGCCUACUGUUCCACGCCUCGCAGAAACACCCGGACAAACAACCCCUGGCUUAUCUUCGAGUUAUCACAAACAAGGAUGGCUCUUCAGCUGCCACUGCUCAACAGCUGAGGGUCCUUCCACUAGUGUCUUUCAACAAAUCUAAAGUCGCCGUCACUGAGAUUCCGAAGGUCGCCAAUAAUGAGAACCCUGUGAGAGAAGCCGAGCGAUCCAUAGAGCUGGAGAAGCUCAUAGGCCACACCAAGACAAUGAUAGAGUCUAUGGAAUCAGACGCUCCGGAAACUGUCGUCGAACCGCCGACAGAAACGGAAUCCGCAGUGUCCAGCAUAAUGGAAGAAAGCAAUAUCACCAAGAAUAUGGAACCGACUGUUGCUGCGGUCGUGGAGACCGUAUCUAUUCUUCCUCAACAACCCGUGACUCCACCCUCAACCCCGGCCUUGUCCGAACAAGUCACACCAAAAAUCAAAGCCGAGCCAGUAGAAAAUACACCUACGAAAGCGUUGCCCACCGAAGUGGUAUGCCUAGACAGCGACGACGAAAGUUCAAGAGACUUCAGCAGCGUCAUUGCCCUUUCGGACGACGAAACGGUCGCGGCUGAAUCACCAGCCACAACUAAACACGAUAAAUACAAAGUGGUACCCAUAUCACAGCUGCUCAAAUGCCCCUUCUGCCUUCUGAAUUACAAAGCCGUGGGAGGCUUCAAAAGGCACACAAAUAGCUGCACAAUAGCAUGCGGUCGACCGUGGCAAUGCGCACACUGUAAAAUGCCUGUCCAAAACAGAGACGCUCUGAUCAAACACUACUUACUCGAUCACAAUAGAGAAAAUUGCUUCAACAUCUGCGAUAUAUGCAAAGAUCGGUUUCCUACUUUAGCUCUACUGAAAACUCAUUUGAAGAGCGUUCACGGGGUGAACAAAGUCGUGGUUUGGAGGAGAUCUUCCGCGGGGAAAGAAUCGGAAUGCUUCGCAGGCGCGGCACCCCCGGCCGCGCCGAAGAGGAAGAACUCUUCUGGCAGCACUUCGGAACCCCCAAAGAAACUGAAACGAUUCGGACCGCAGGAUGUAGACCUCCUACCCAUAAACCCAAUUCUGGACGAGUCCGUUUCGUGCACUCUUUGCGAGUUCAGUACGAAAGUGCGCAUUAACAUGUUGCGGCAUUUACAGUUCCACGCUGACCAGCAGCCUGUAGCGCAAACUGCGCCUAUCAACCCAGUUCCUCAUCUAGAAACUAACGAGAAACAUUUCGACAAAAUGGUGAACUUGGCCUCUAGUUCCAUCGUAACUCGAGCGCCGGAAAAGCCUCGACCCGAGGGGAAUACGACAGUUUCGGUCCUCAUACCUCCCGAAGCGGCCUCCCGCUACCCCAAAUACGUGCCAGACAAGCAAAGACACACUUGCGGUGCCAAAGGCUGUUCCUACAUUUCGUUAGACGAGGCUAUGCUGCGAUGCCAUUGGGAGACCUUGCAUUCCGGCUCGAACGAUUUCCACUGCGUCCAUUGUCCACCGUACCAGCAUUUGGACACUUCGAAACCUUUAACGUCUGCGAGAAUCAUCGCCCAUUUGAAAAUGCACGACGCCACUUUGUACGCGUGCUCCGCUUGCGCCUACUACCAUUACCGAAAGCAAGUUUUAGAGAAACACCUUUCGGAAGUCCACAAAGGCAGCGGUAGAUUAAUGGUCGUUCGAGAAGAAGUGAUGACUCCUACCCCCAAUCCUGUCCAAGCUGCCCCCACUAUGGACUUGAAGCCUUGGCAAUGUGGUUUGUGCAGCUUCAAGAGUAUGCUGCGUCCAGAAGUUGUGGAACACUGCUCUAAAUCUCAUCAAUCGAAGAUGCAGUUCAAGUGUUCUUAUUGUCCCUUCCGCACGUCUGCUUUGGAGAAUGUGACCAAACACCAGGCUAAUUCCCACCCUAAGAAGGACCCUGAAGUGUUCUACUAUUAUUAUCGCGAGGGUUCCAUCGCCGAUGAGGCGGACGGCACCCCUAAAUGGAUGAAGCAGCGGCAAAAGAUGAAUGUUACGGAACCCGAAGUGAAAUGCGAAGUCGUUGAACCGAACCCGUAUUUGAGUCAGUUGUUGUUGGCUCCAGCAAAACCCCCUACAACUCCAGUAGGCUUGGAUUUAAAUAUUGUGAAACAAGAAGUGGACGAUACUGUGUGUGAUGUGUCUAUUGAACGGCUUGUGGAAAAGUAUGGGCAGCAGUGUGAACCCAAUGGACUGAGAUACAAGUGCCCGUUGUGUAAAGUGGUCAUUGAAGACACAAAGGAAUCAAUGCAGUCUCAUUUAUACGAAGAACUUAAAUAUAGAACAUGGUCCUGUGCUCUAUGCUCGUACAAGGCAUUCCACAAAACUGGCUUGAAUGAACACAUAGUCCAAGAACACGGAGGCCAAUCACAAGAGCCGAAGCAGCUACCAUCAGACGUUAACAUAGAGAAAUGGGUCAGCCAUAUCUUGCAGCACCAAACCAAAUCCAUAGAGAAAAACAAAGAGAACCUUUCGAAGCAGAAGAUGUUGACAGAAAAACCGGCACCGUCAACAUCUACAGCCAAACCUACAAGUGUUUCAACGGAGAAGCCUCCGGAUAAAUACUCUAUGAAAGAAUUGGAAUUGGUCUUCGGGAAGUUGGGUGUGCCUAACAAUAUGAUGUUUUGUUGUCCGAAGUGCAGCUUCAAGACCAAGGAUGAAGCCGCUAUGAGGGACCACUUGGAAAGCGAACUGACGAGAAUUAGAUGGUGCUGCAGCUACUGCGACACUAAAUUCCAGACCUACCACGAGGCUCAGUUCCACUGCAAAAGUGUCCACAUAGGGGGGGCAGCUAGACCCAUAGAAGCGGUCCGAGACCCUGCGUUACGCACUGCUUGGGUCCAAGCAGCGUUACAGGUCCAGAGGCUUUCCAUGAACUGUCUACCUCUAGCUGACACCCCUCCCCCAGUUCCACAAUCCCCACCACCCCCCGAAGACUCUCUAUUAGUCGUACGCUACGAAGAGACCGUUACUCCUCUAGAACCACAGCCCCGAAAACGUGACAUUGAGCAAGAGAAACGCCCAAUCAAAUCGCGCCAAUUAAAAUGUCCCCACUGCCAAUUCAAAACUAAACACGCUCCUGCGUUGAGAGAACACCAGCUCAAGCAUUUCAACGUGAAAUCUCGCAUUUGCGCUCUUUGCGACUUCGUUGGGACCAAAAUGGCUGUCGCGGUGCAUCUACAGAAGAAUCACGGCUGCGGAUACAAACCGGAGUAUAUCAAGUUACCGGAAGUGCCGAGCGGGCCGGAAGCCAAAAUCAAGACAUAUUUAGUCGACGAUACAAAUGUCUACUGUUUGAUCUGCGAGAAGAUUAUCACAGAAUCGGAAACCGCUGCUCAUAAUCAUCAGAAGAUUGUACUGGAAAUUGCGAGAACAAGUGAUGUGGUUGCAGCGUGCCGAAGCUGCUGGGCUUUACGUAUAGACCAGGCUUCGAUUCGCGAACAUCACAUCGCUUCUCAUCCAGACAUUGAUGGGAUAGACUUUGGGUUCAACGAACUUUUCAGUGGCCCAACAAAAGUCAUGUGUUGCGGCCAUUGCACUAGGCGAUUCAAGGACACCAACCUACUGUUCUCGCAUCAGAGGAGUAUGCAUGGCUCGCUUCCCGCCAUUUUUACCACAGCGCCAUAUUUCAAAUCGAGGACAUUGAUCUCGGAUUCUGAGGACGAUGAGUCGACGAAUUCGAUCGGAGCACCGAAGCGGGUGGCCAGGAAGUCCACAACGAAGUUGCCCGCGCAAGCUGUAGCAAAGAAAUCCACGACCAAACUACCAUACGAUGUUGCGGAUGAAGAAAUGACUGAGUAUUCGUAUUAUGGGACGAGGCCGCCAUCUGCUGACCGUUACGAGAACGUCACUACAGUAAUGUCGUUCUAUAACACUAUGGUACCGUUCACUAUGAAGAAACUGAGUCAAGUUAUCAACAUCAAUCCGACUGUGGUCGUCCAAGACAUUAGAAGCGAACACUUGCACUUGCAGUGAGUAAUUAUUUAAACAUAACUCUUAGGACCGUACUCGGAGACGUCAAUUAACUUAAGUUGCUGCUGUCACUUUUUUACUAUAUCAUUAGAGUAAGAAAAUACCACAAAGAUCUAUAGGAAUGUGAGUGACAGUUCAGGGAGGGCGCUGCUGUCUACGUAAAGGACAUACAAAAUAUGACAUUUAAAAAGACAGCGGCGAUAGUACCUUCAUAAAGAUCCUUGUUGCACUAUAACUUCGAUGACAUUAAAUUUAUUAACAAUUAAAUUUAAUGCUUGCCAAAGUGACGGCAUCGUAUCUAAUCGAACUUAAAAUGUAAUUGAUGUCUCUGAGAACGUGCGUUGAUCCUAAUCAGCCAUAUAGUAUGGCGAAAUAUCUGUGAUUUUUCAACAUUCUUAUAAGAAAUCAUUAUCAUUUUUCAUAUUGUUUUGUUCACAAAAACACUCCGAAUUUGUAAUAUACUUACUUCAAAUACGCUUAUUAAUUAUUUAGGUACCUAGUUAGUUAUUUGACACCCAUUAUAGUGAGUUUUAUAAUUAGCAAUUUAAGAUUAUGUUGUCAAUUUUAUAAAUGAAGAUUGGAGGCAUUUUUUUUUGCAUUACUUCAUCUGUAAUAACUGAUUCUGGGAGGUUAUGUUUUUCUUUU